GGUGGUGGGGGGCGGGGAGGUGGAGCGCAGGCACCCCCAGGAUAGGAAGGCCACCUGGCUGGGCAGCCCCAGGUUCGGGGAGUCCGACGAUGACGCAGGGGAGGGCACGGCCCCCAGGAGCGAGUAUGGCACGGUUGUAGGAUCCCAGGUGACCGUCCGGCGACCCACCGUCCGCUUCAGUGUAGGCCCCUGGUCGUCUCGGAGCCCUUCCGUGCGGAACGUGGGCUGCUGCCUUUCGGACAUCAGUGCCAUUAACGAGCUGGCGAUAAUGGGAGACCCCAAUCUUCUGGAAAUGGUGGAGGAGGAAGGGACAGCAACUAAUAAAGAAAUGGAAUUUGCUUUCCAAGUGAAUGAGGAUGUGAGCAGUAGAGAAUCCAGCUUUCUCAUCAGUGAACAAACAGUGCCUGCAAAGCGAUUCAAUUUGUUCCUGAGAAGGCGUCUCAUGUUUCAAAGAGACGAGCAAAGCAAAGAUUCUAUAUUCUUCCGAGAUGGGGUUAGGCAAAUUGAUUUUGUGCUUUCCUAUGUGGAAGAUGUAAAGAAAGAUGCAGAAAUAAAAGCGGAAAGAAGAAGAGAAUUUGAACGAAAUCUCAGAAAAUCAGGUCUUGAGUUGGAAACUGAAGACAAAAGGGACUCUGAAAAUGGAAAAACUUAUUUUGUCAAGAUCCACGCUCCUUGGGAGGUACUAGUUACUUAUGCCGAAGUGUUGGGAAUCAAAAUGCCCAUUAAAGAGAAUGGUAUUCCCCGAACUCAGUACAAGCCCUUUAAUUAUAUGUUUGGGCCAGUGAAGCUUCCAGCCACUGUGAAGUAUCCUCACCCUGAGUAUUUUACUGCCCAAUUCACCAGACAUCGGCAAGAGCUCUUCCUCAUUGAAGAUGAGGCAACCUUCUUCUCAUCUUCAUCAAGAAACAGAAUUGUAUAUUAUAUUCUCUCACGGUGUCCUUUUGGCAUAGAAGAUGGAAAGAAAAAGUUUGGAAUUGAAAGACUGCUAACUUCUAACACAUACUCAUCUGCCUAUCCGCUCCAUGAUGGCCAGUACUGGAAGCCAUCAGAGCAUCGUCUCAAUGAAAGAUAUAUACUUCACAAGCAUUGGGCUCGGUUUUCCCUUUUUUACAAGGAGCAACCAUUAGAGUUGAUUAGGAAUUAUUUUGGAGAAAAAAUUGGUAUCUAUUUUGUCUUUCUUGGAUUUUACACAGAAAUGCUAUUUGUUGCGGCUGUGGUUGGCUUGGCUUGUUUUAUUUAUGGCUUAUUUUCAAUGCAAGCUAACCAAAGCAGCACUGAAAUCUGUGAUCCUAACAUUGGCGGGCAGAUAAUCAUGUGUCCCCUGUGUGAUCAAAUGUGUGAUUUUUGGAGACUGAAUACCACCUGUUUGGCUUCGAAGUUCUCCCAUUUAUUUGAUAAUGAGUCAACAGUGUUUUUUGCAAUAUUCAUGGGCAUUUGGGUCACGUUAUUUUUGGAGUUUUGGAAACAGCGACAGGCCAGACUAGAAUAUGAAUGGGAUCUGGUGGACUUUGAAGAGGAACAACAGCAGCUGCAGCUGAGACCUGAAUUUGAAGCCAUGUGCAAACACAGGAAAAUAAACCCAGUGACCAAGGAAAUAGAACCUCAUAUGCCAGUGUAUGCUCGAAUUCCAUGGUAUAUGUUGUCAGGAGCCACUGUGAUGUUCUGGAUGGCCCUGGUCCUCAGCAGUAUGGUAUCUGUGAUGGUGUACCGUCUGUCACUCUUUGCUACAUUUGCUACUUUCAUGGAAAGUGAAGCUUCUCUACAGCAUGUCAAAAGUUUCUUUACUCCCCAAUUAGCCACGUCAAUUACUGGAUCAUGCUUGAACUUCAUCGUCAUCAUGAUCUUGAAUUUCUUUUAUGAAAAAAUAUCUGCCUGGAUUACAAAAAUGGAAAUUCCUCGAACUUACCAGGAGUAUGAGAGCAGUCUUACCUUGAAAAUGUUCCUGUUUCAGUUUGUAAAUUAUUAUUCAUCCUGCUUCUAUGUAGCUUUCUUUAAAGGGAAGAUUGUGGGUUAUCCUGGAAAGUACAUAUACAUGUUUAACGAAUGGAGGAGUGAAGAGUGUGAUCCUGGUGGUUGUCUAGUAGAAUUGACCACGCAGUUGACCAUCAUAAUGGUUGGGAGACAGGUUUUUGGAAACAUUAAUGAAGCCAUUUACCCCUUGGCUUUUAAUUGGUGGAGACGUCGAAAAGCUAGGACCAACUCUGAGAAACUGUACAGUCGCUGGGAGCAGGAUCAUGAUCUCGAAAGUUUUGGACAGCUUGGGUUAUUUUAUGAGUACUUAGAAACAGUUAUCCAGUUUGGAUUUGUCACCCUGUUUGUGGCCUCUUUUCCUUUGGCUCCUCUCCUGGCCCUCAUAAACAACAUUGUGGAGAUCCGAGUAGAUGCCUGGAAGCUUACAACACAGUACAGGAGACCUGUGGCUGCGAAGGCUCAUAGCAUUGGUGUCUGGCAAGACAUUCUUCAUGCAAUGGCUGUGCUUUCUGUUGCCACCAAUGCUUUUAUUGUUGCAUUUACAUCGGACAUCAUUCCUCGUUUAGUUUACUAUUAUGCCUACUCUCAAAACACCACAGAACCUUUGAGUGGAUAUGUCAACAAUAGCCUGUCAAUAUUUCUGAUAGCUGACUUUCCAAACCAUAGUAUGCCCUUGGAUAACAAUCGUGACUUCACCACUUGCAGGUAUAGAGAUUACAGGAAACCCCCUGACCAUGAAUAUAAAUAUACACAUAGUAUGCAGUUUUGGCAUGUCCUUGCUGCCAAGAUGACCUUCAUCAUAGUUAUGGAACACAUUGCAUUCUUAGUUAAAUUUUUGUUGGCCUGGAUGAUACCCGAUGUACCGAAAGACAUUGUAGAGAAAAUCAAACAAGAGAAGUUAAUGACUGUCAAGAUUCUCCAUGACUUUGAGCUCAAGCAAUUGAAAGAGAAGUGGGCCCUUAAUCAUAAUAUAUAUGCCAAGCACGUCAUGAUGGAGGAGAGCAAAGCCCAACUGGCUAAAUCAACCAUGUAACCAGUACAGUGAGCAAGCAGUAGCUUGCCAGUGUCCUUUCUCUGUUUUCUCUGGGUGUAGGGCUAGAGGCCAAGAAGCCAUGUACCUAAUUUACAUGUUCUGUUCUUUUUUUUUUUUUUUUUACUCAAAAGUUUUUAUAUGCCUUUAUAGAGGCCAAUUUUGUGAUGCAGGAAGAGUACCACUUGUGUGUAUCAUCUUCUGGGCCCUCCCCAAGUCUGGCUUUCUGAGGUGCUGUAAGUGAUAGUUGAAAGUGCAUGUGGAAACGGAGCCUGGGAAAUCAUGGAAUGUUGCAGUUUAGAAUGAACCUGGGCCAUGAGCAUUCCCUUCCCUUUCCAGUGCAUCUGUUCAUUGGUGUGGUCUUCUGUGGAGUGACAUCUCUUUUCCAUCGAGAUUUUUAAAAAGAAAAAGAAAAAAAGAAAGAAAGAAAGGGAGUGGUGGGCCUAUGGAGUCAUAUAAAUGCUGCCAUUUUAAAAUGUGUAAAUGGAAAAUCAAAAUCAGAUGAUGUAAGGAAACGUGUAUAUUAAAGAAUAUUGGGUAAAUAACAUAGCAGGAGUUUGUUCCUGAAUUCGUCUGGUAUAAGCAAAGCUACCAUAGAAGCUCUGAUAGUCCUCCCAGAAUUCAGUGUUUUCAAGAGACUAAAUGAAAUUCAAUAAAUGAUAAAUGACAAGUUAACAUUUACGUUGCUAGUAGUUAAAACUGGAUUGUCUUAUCAGACAGCAUCAUUAAUAAAGGUAUUAAGUAACAUCAAGUUUUACAGUAAACGAAAGUUAUAGAAAAGUAAAUACAUUUUCUUAGUUGUUAAAUAAGACAAGACAGUGAUAACAAUUAAUUUAUUCAGUUUAAUCUAUAAAAGUAUUGAACUUAAAAAAAUCACUUUUCUGGAAUGCCUCUUUUUCAUCAGGAAGCAUUUUUGAGCAUUAACUUUUUGUAUAAGUUAGGUUAAAAUUGUUUAUGAAAUGUGAUCUCUUUGGUUUAAUGAAAAUUCAAACGUUUUCAUAAGUUUGCUGCCAUUUCAUAUUGAUGUAUCUAUCACUUUAUACAAUUUUCAGUGCCUUGCCUAUGCCUUUGGCACCUGAGAAAUGGUUUUGCAUAUUAAUCUGAUAUAAUGUAAUAUUUUAAUGUAAACUUGCCUUAGAGAAACUGCCAGUGUAUUAACGACCAGAAUUUAACACCUAAAGGUAAUCAACAAAAGAAAAAUAAUGGGGUAGACCUAAUAAUUAAGUGGAAAAUGUGCUUUUCUAAUUAUUAGUCUCAAAUUUAGCACUUUAGUAACUGUGUGUGCAAAAUCUCAUUCUUUGAUCACGUAUAGCAAGAUAUCAUACGCAAUUAUUCAUAUAUAAGUAAUAUGUGUGUGUGCAUUUACAUGUUAUCAAUACAGUGAGAAAUGCAACCUGAAUAUUUAAUUUCAAAUUACUAUUCAAUUUCAAAGGAAUAGUGAUUUUUGUUAUCAUACAACUGAAAAAGGGUAUAUAGCAUAUCAUUAUCUAUGCUAGCAAAUUCCUAUAGAAUUGGAAACACUAAAUGUAAAAUGUAUGGUAUUAAAUAUCAUUUGAAAAUUUUAAUUAAAUUAUAUAUAACUUAAAGCACUUAGGAUCAGGGAUUAUGAAUUUUAGAGUACCAUGAGACCAGUAAUGGCAAUAUUGGUUUGUCAUCCACGACUAGAUUGUAUGAAUGUAUUUGGGUAAUUUGGAAUGAUCUCAUAAUUAAAAGAUAUUUUCUAUAUGGCAGAGAUAUAUACUUUUGCUUAGGAAAACCAUAACUACUAUGAAAUAUCUGUGCUUCUGUUGUCUGCAGAGAAUAGCAAAAGAGAAUAUUGUUCUUAUAUAAGGAAUACAUAUAACUGAUGGAUGUUUUUCUUUUAAAACAUCAUUGAAAGUACUUUGUAUUCACCUUACAAUUUUCUACUGAGUAGUUUCUCCUUGCUUCAUAGAUUUUACAAUGAAACACUGGUGUCACAUUCCUGAAAGUUCACUAGAUUUGUCUCAUACAUAUAAACCCACUGAUUAUGAAGGAAGGACAGAGUUAAGAGCAUCUGACCAAGUGAAAUAAGUUAGCAUUUAUUUAAAAGUAUGGCAGUUGUUUUUGUUUCUCAGUCAUGCACAUGAUUAUUGUUUCUAGUGAUGUUCCAGGAAAUAUUUGAGAUCUUACAUGAAAUGCAAAUUUUAAGUACCCCCCCCCAACUCUUUCCAAAUAUCCUCAGGAAUCCUUGCCCUUGUCAGUUUUUCUUUGCACCGAAGAAGUCAGUCCUAGAAGUAUUUUAGAGGGAAUGUCCUAAUUAAAGGAAAGGCUAUUCAAGUGUAA
Perognathus longimembris pacificus (Pacific pocket mouse) is the source of this 5305-nucleotide messenger RNA. It is a transcript of the gene Ano5, whose product is annotated as anoctamin 5. Gene Ontology annotation, molecular function: protein dimerization activity; chloride channel activity. Gene Ontology annotation, cellular component: plasma membrane. The coding region runs from base 269 to 3004 and encodes 911 amino acids. The record is from RefSeq and is a predicted model, not a curated record. NCBI's taxonomy places the organism in Eukaryota, Metazoa, Chordata, Mammalia, Rodentia, Heteromyidae. Gene Ontology annotation, biological process: chloride transmembrane transport. The transcript has 22 exons.